CAACCGGCCGGAGCCACAGACGGAGACCUAAACGUUUCAGACCGCAGCGGUCCCUGGAAGUGGACCCUCUGAUCCCCACGUGGCCGACACGUUCUCCUGUGGAACUGUUGUGCUCCUGCUCUGCCUGGACACGUCUGUGCUGGAGAUCCUCCAUCGCUGUGAUGUCAUACUGACGUUUUCUAGGCUGGCGAGGUGAAGGUGACGUUAUAGGUGUGAGGAGCAGGAAAAGAAGGCCGCGGUGACUUUCUCUCUGGACGAGCUGAAAGAGGUGAGGAGACGUUCACGUUACAGAUGUCCACAGAGUGAAAUAUUUUACGCUCGAGUUCAUUUAUGGGAGCACUGAGAGGAAAACCUCUGAAUUCUCAACGUGCCGGGACUCGUCUGACUCCGAGCGGCCAGCGCGGAUGUUUUUCUUCGAUUUUGGGGAAAGUUUUUUUUUUUGCUCAUUUAACUGAUUCAUGCUGAGACGUUUCCCCUGGAUCACAGACUGAGGAUGAUUAUAUCUGAAAUUUUAUUACUCUGUUAUAUAUUGAGUGAAUAUUUCAAUUUUUUUAAUAUUUUAAUUAUGAAAGCAGACAAAUCCAUGAAGCAGAUUUCAUUCCUGCAGCAUAAUGUUCAUUAUUGAAGGUUCAAAACAUAUCAGCAGGUUAUGGGAUGAAAUCCAAAGUACAGUCAGUUAUGCUGAUGGUUUUCUUUAAUGUUUCCUUUCAUGAGGAAUCAUCUCCUGUCUCCUCUCCCAAAGGAGGUAAUAAAGGAAGCACGGAGGCACCUUUCCUUUAGAGAGCUCGAGCAGCUCUCGUUACAGCAGCCGUGCAGAUGCUUCAGGGUCCUGUUGCUCUGUUAGAGCUUCAUGAGCAAAACUGAAAAGCUGACUGCAACCACAGAUAAACAGGAAGGGGGGGGUUCACAGGACAAAGGUAAGACUGCUAAAACAGAACACAAAACCACACCAGUGUACUCUCAGACCAUGAUGUAUUUUUCAAAAUGUGGCAGUUUCACAGUUUACAAAUGAACCUGAAGAAACAGCAGCUACGACUUUGUCCAAACAUCCUCGAACUGUGUGGAAAAGAUUGAACCUGACCGAGUGCUGGCCUGGACUCUACUUUUAUUUAAUCCCAGUUUGUACCUCUAAAUGGUGCCUUUAUGUAAUCAGAGCAUGUUCUUAUUUACAGAGAUAAUCUGGGAAAAGGCAGAAAACCUUUUCAGGAAACAGGGACAGGAAUUAAGAGGAAGCCACGAUGACAACUCCUAAAGAAGCUCUUUGGCAAACACUUGGGAACUUGACAAAUGACCAGUUCAAGAACUUUAAGUGGUUCCUGAAGCAGGGACACGAGUGUACCAGUUUUCUAGCCAUCUCAGAGGCCCAGCUGGAAGGGGCAGACAGGCCGGACACGAUCGAUCUGAUGGUGCAAAAACACGGCUACCCUAGAGCUCUUCAACUAACCACAGAGAUCUUGGAGAAGAUCAGCCGGAAUGAUCUGGUCCAGGAUCUGACAAACAACUACCCAAGUCCAAGAAAGAACUUAAAGGAAGACCUGAAGAACUCUGCAGACCUCCCAUGUGAUGAUGAGAGGAGGAAGGCCAAACUGAGUGAGACAAAAGCAAACAUUGAUCUGAUGAUCAAGGAGAGACAGAUGAAGAUCUGUGAAAUCAGAUGCUCAGCAGAGCUCAGCAGGAAGUCUGCAAAGCGACAGACUGCAGACAGUCUGAGGGUCUUUGGAGCUCUGGUGGUCUCUGUGCAGAGCUGUCUGGAUAAACUCCUCGGACAGAUUGAGGAAAAGCAGAAAAUGGCACAGGAGCAGGCUGAAGGAUUAGUCCAGAAGCUGGAGCAGGAAAUCUCUGAGCUGACCAAGAGAAGCGCUGAGGUGGAGCAGCUCUGUCUCACUAAAGACCAAAAUGACUUCCUCCCAAGCCUCUUGUCCACAGACGAGACCCUGACAGAAGUCGGUUUGCCUCAGCCAUCAUACAACGAAAACAUGAUAACCACUGUGAAUGAGCUGAAGGAAAAACUCAGCAAAGACAUGGAGAUGUUUCUCAUUAAGGCAGAGCUGAACAGGGUCCAGCAGUUUGCAGUGGAUGUGACUCUGGAUCCAGAUACAGCACAUCCCAAUCUCAUCCUGUCUAAUGACAGGAAACAAGUUCACUGUGGUGACAGAGAACAAAAUCUUCCAAAAAACCCAGAAAGAUUUGUUACUCUCAACGCUCUGGGAAAGCAGAGCUUCUCUUCAAGAAGCUUUUAUUACGAGGUUCAGGUUGAGGGGAAGACUUCCUGGGAUUUAGGAGUCGCUAAAGAGUCGAUCAACAGGAAGGAAAAUGUCAACGUAAAGCCUGAGAACGGCUUCUGGGCCAUAUGUUUAAGGAAGGGAGGGAUGUACAGGGCCUCGGCUAUCCAUCUCAGUGUGAAAAUCCAGCCAAGGAAAGUGGGCGUGUUCGUGGAUUAUGAGAAGCGUUCGGUGUCCUUUUAUAACGCUGAGUCUGCAGAACUCAUUCACUGCUACACUGACUGCUCCUUCUCAGAGAAACUCUACCCCUUCAUCAGCCCCGGGACUUAUCAUAAAGGCCAAAAUUCCACCCCACUGAUCAUCUGUCCUGUCAGCUACCAUCUCUGACCAACCGUCCACUCAUUAUAGAUUCAGCCAUGUUAGACCGAUCAUAGUCAUCAGCUAGAGUAAAUAAAGUCUCUUUACAUCCACCAGGUUACCACUGAUCCCUUUAGUUACCUUCAUGUCGGGUAAAAUACUGGUAUGUAGUGCUUUAUACGACAUGCCUCAUUCACACAUUCAUACAAGCACUUUCCAUCUAACGUUCACACUCCAGUGAACACAUCAGGAGAGAAAGUUGGACUUCAGUAUCUUGCUCAAGGGUACUUUGGCAUGCAGUUGGAAGCAGCUGGGAACUGAGCCACCGACCUUCUGACUAGCAGAUGACCUGUUGUAGCUCCUGGGCCACAGCCAGAAGGUCCAAAUACAUGAAACAGAUCAGUCAUGAGACCACCUCCAUUCUGAAUCUAUGCUCGUUUAACAUGUAGCUGAAAUCCAACCAAACUCUACCCUGCCCUUAAACAGUUCACUUAUGGCCCCACAGAGGGUCCCGUCUGGCCCACUGGGUCUUUUUCAAAGUGUGAAAAUAGCAGAAAAAGAGGCCAGAACUUUAGCAACUCCUCACUGACCCUGUGUCGUGUAGCAGGAUUAGCAUUAUGUCUGUGCCGUAGCUGUUUGAACUGUUUAUUGCACCUGAGUCAUCAUCAGUUUUACAGCCUUCAGACAAACAGAGCCUGUAGCCACCGCACACUGAAGCAAGGCACGUAAUAGGAGGAGACACUUUAACCAAAUGAUAUGUUUGGGAAGUACGGUAAUAUAAGUUACACAGUCAUUUUUAGGGUCCGUCCAGCUUGAUGAAUGUGUGUGGCCCAUGAACUCAAUACUUUGACACUCCUGAGGCUGGAGAGGCAGGAUGGGCGUCUGGUUGUAGUAUCAUAGGUUUCCCACCAAAUGUUGCUAGUUCCUCUUAAAAUAGUUACAGGUGUCAGCAGGUGUAGGAGAGAGCAUCAUUGAUAUGUGUACUCUGAAUGCAUUUUAAUGACUGUUAAGUGGCUGAUUUUUGCUUUCCACCGUUACUGAGUUCACACUUUCCCCAGUUUUUCACCUGUUUUGAAGGUGGAUUUUUGGGGACCUGGUUUGGGUCGACUUCAGAUGUUUUAAUGUGCAGCAGGAAUAUCUUCUUCAAUAAUAAUAAUUGUUUGAAUGGGCUGGAAAUGAUUUGCCGACCACAAACUUUAAAAAUGAGCUUUCCAAACAGUUGCUCACAUUUCUCUGUAUAAGCAACUGUAGCCACAAAUAAUUUAAAAUUAUUAUAUUGAUUUUUUUUUUAUUAUUAUUUUUAGCCUUAAAUAAUAAAUAAAAAAAAACCUCCUCAUUCAUGAUUUUGGUUUUCUGUAUGUUUGUACACUUGUUAAACAUCCCCAUGAGUCUGUUCAGGACCUUCUUACAGCCUCAGCCCUGUCAGAACAUCUAACUGACCAAAUGAAAGGAGUUUUUUUUUUUUUUAAGAGAGCCGGAAAAUGUGAAUUUGCCCUA
Molecule: messenger RNA, 4076 nt
Organism: Archocentrus centrarchus (flier cichlid)
Lineage: Eukaryota; Metazoa; Chordata; Actinopteri; Cichliformes; Cichlidae
Product: pyrin-like
Exons: 4
Coding region: 1239-2609 (456 amino acids)
Molecular function (GO): protein binding
Source: RefSeq, a predicted model, not a curated record